AAAUAUUAAAUGCUGUUUUCUUUAAUAAUUGAGGUGCGAAUUACUAAUGAGAGUGUAAAUUACGAAUAGGAGAACGAUCAAAUGCUGUGAAAACAUACUAUAAUAUUUGUUUAGUUCUUUGCGAACUUUAACUGAAAUUUGAAAACUUGGAAAUUGUUGAAUAUUUUGUAAAAAUGAGCGCACUGAAAUUGAAUCGUUUGGCAAAGAAAUGUUUUUCUUUAUUUCCUAAUUAUUCAACACAUCAAAUUAGAACUGGAAAGGAAAAUAGAUGCAAUGAAAUUUCUCAUCGAAGCAGUGAAUUGAAAAUGAAUGGUUGGCAAAUUCAUAAUUAUGGAAAUUGCGAGGAAUUGCAGUAUGCGACAGGCCUUCGCAUGCCGUUGAUUCGUAACGCUAAUGAUUGUUUGGUGCGCAUCAAUACAACAACAGUUAAUCCCAUUGAUGUUGCAAUGUUGGGAGGAUAUGGUUCGAAAAUUAUAAAUAUGCUACGCUGUCAAGAAGCAAAAUCCAUAGAGUUUCCUUUAAUACUUGGCCGAGAAUUUUGUGGUACAGUUAUACAAUGUGGAAUGGGAACUAAUAACAAAGUUGGUGUGGGUGAUCGCGUAUGGGGUGUUGUACCUCUACAAAUGAAUGGAUCACAUGCCCAAUAUGUUAUAGUACCUGAUUAUUGUAUUUCAACUGCUCCUGCUUCCUUAUCUGAUGAACAAGCUGCUUCAGUUCUCUAUGCGGGUCUUACAACAUGGUCAGGCUUAUAUAUUACCGGCCGUUUGGGAGGUCUGUGGGGUGCUAUUUCUAGCUCAGGUGGAGGUGAAAACAAACGAGUAUUGGUUCUUGGCGGCGCUGGUAGUGUUGGCUCCAUUGCAAUACAACUACUUAAGUCUCAAAAGGUCAACGUGCUAGCUACUUGUAGUACUGACGCUAUUGAGACUGUAAAAAACCUUGGUGCUGAUUAUGUUGUUGACUAUAAAAAUUCUGAAGAAAUGCAGAGUUUAAAUAAAUUUGGGCCAUUCGAUAUAGUAUUGGAUUGCGCAGGUCAAGGAGCAGAAGUUUCUAGUCAGCUUAAUAUGAAAUUUCACCAAUAUAUAACCUUUUCUUCUCCGAUACUAAAAAAUGUCGAUAACCAUGGUUUUGGUUUGGGAAUGAUAAAAAAUGUUACAAAUUUUAUAGAAACCAAUACAAAAUCCAUUUCAAAAAAAGGAGGUUUGGUAAAAUACGGAUUCUUUGUACCUGCUCAGCAAGGAAUUGAAUUAAUACAUCGUCUGGUGGAGAAAAAACAAUUGUUGCCGCUUAUUGAUAGCACAUUCACAUUUGAUCGUUUGCCUCAUGCUUUUGAGAGGGUUCAAAAUGGGCACUUACGUGGGAAAGUUGUGAUUAAUUCGAUAAAUUAAUUUCUAUAAAUAUGUGGCCUUCCAGAUAGUAGUGACUUAAUUUAAAAUAUAUACUAAUAUAAUACUAAGGAAUUAGAAGUGACAAUUCUAACAAAAGGAAGGCAAUUUUAAUGUUAAAUUAAAGCUAGUCAUGCGAAAAUUAUAAAUAACUUUAACUUGCA
Messenger RNA from Ceratitis capitata (Mediterranean fruit fly), 1546 nucleotides. RefSeq names its product reticulon-4-interacting protein 1, mitochondrial. The coding region runs from base 174 to 1385 and encodes 403 amino acids. The record is from RefSeq and is a predicted model, not a curated record. NCBI's taxonomy places the organism in Eukaryota, Metazoa, Arthropoda, Insecta, Diptera, Tephritidae. Gene Ontology annotation, molecular function: oxidoreductase activity. Gene Ontology annotation, cellular component: mitochondrion. The transcript is spliced from 5 exons.